UGCAGUGUCCCCCUCAACCUCUCCGCCAACCGCUUCGGCCCCCUCCUCUCCUCUCUCCUUGGAUUCCACCUCCUCCCUCGUCCUCGGAACAGUUGCUGCAGCAGCUCCAGUCCCCCCCUGCGCCUCUCCCCUCCCCGCGGCUGCCUCGCCCCGUCCCUCCGCCGCCUAGGGCUUCCAAAUCCCCUCAGCUUCCCCUGAUUUCACUUUUCCCCGGCGUUGUGCAGGCUCCGGGCACUGGCCGUCCGCCGGGGCCGUGUCUUGGUGUUUAUCGGGUUCCUGGGCUCCUCCGUGCAAUGCCGGGCCUAAGCACGGCUGGGGUUGGGGUUCUUGGCCCGGAGCUCGCUCCACUUUGAUUUUUUUUGGAGGUUUUUUUUAGGGAGGGAAAAGAGUCCGGAUUUCGAGGAGUUCUUGGUUGCGUGCUUGUCUAAGCGGAGGCGGAUCUUAAGUUCGUGGACGUGGGGGGUUUAGCUCGACGAGGCGGGUAAUUUUCUACGGGCGUUUGGAAUUCUUUGCUCGGUUCUUGAGGAGCGCCGAGUGGAAAACCCGGUAAAAUUUGAAUUUUUGGGCGGUAAAAACUUUUGGUGGUUUCCAUGGCCGGGGCACCGAGGGUCCGGUCCCUGAACAUCGCGGUUCCGGAGGCAGAGGCGAGGCCGGUGCUGGUGCCGGGGGGCAACAAGGCCAGGUCGGGCCCGGCGAACGCCCGGAAACCGUCGCCGAAGCCCCUGAGGAAGGCGGUGGGGACGCCAGAGAAGCCUGCGGCUGCCGCACCCAAGGCGGAGGAGGGCGCAAAGAGGAAUGCAGUCGGCGGGGGCGGAGGUGGCGCGCCCAAGGGUGCGUCCCCUAUGCCGUCGCCGCGGCGCACACCCCCUGGGCCGCCGUUGAGGAGGAGCGACGCGCCGCUGUUGCAUCCGGGCUUGCCGCUCAGCGCGUCGUCUUGCUCCUCGGAUGCCUCCGCGGAGUCGGUCCGCGUCCGGGCUUUCACUGGGAAAGUGGAGAAGGGCCGGUCGGGGCCGAUGGCUGCGUCGAAGCAAGGCAAAACUAUGGGUAAGACGGCAGAGAGCAAGCCCGUCGUGGUGGAGUUUGUUGCUCCGGUGACACCAGAGGUUGUGGAAGGGAAGAGGAGGUGCGCUUGGGCGACUCCAACUACUGAUCCUUGCUAUGUCACUUUCCAUGAUGAGGAGUGGGGGGUUCCUGUGCACAAUGACAGGAGAUUGUUUGAGCUACUUGUACUAUCUGGUGCAUUGGCUGAGCUUACAUGGCCUGAAAUUCUCAAGAGGAGGCAACUUUUCAGGGAAAUUUUCAUGGAGUUUGACCCUGCUGCUAUCUCUAAAAUAAAUGAGAAGAAGCUUGUGGCACCUGGAAGCACUGCCCAUUCUCUUUUGUCAGAGCAAAAGCUCCGAGUGGUCCUUGAGAAUGCUCGCCAGAUACUAAAGAUUGUUGAUGAAUUUGGAUCCUUUGAUCGGUACUGCUGGGGUUUUCUGAACCACAAGCCUAUAGUGAGCAAGUUCCGAUAUCCAAGACAAGUUCCUGUCAAGAGCCCAAAGGCAGAUAUAAUCAGCAAAGACAUGAUGAGAAGGGGAUUCCGAGGUGUGGGCCCAACGGUCAUAUAUUCCUUCAUGCAGGCUGCAGGUCUAACAAAUGAUCACCUGGUCAGUUGCUUCCGGUUCGAACAAUGCAAUGCCAUUCCAACUCUUUGCACAAGUGACAUUGACAGGGUAAACAUGAAGGCAGAUCCAAAAAAAGAUGAGAUGACAACGAAGAUUUAUUGUGAAGAGAUUACCACAAACCCAGAGAUGCCAAGGACGAUUGAUGCUCUUAUUGUUUCGUAGCACCAUGUGGAUAUUGGUAUAGCAACAUGGCUACUGAACUUGUGUUAUCUCUAUGUAGACAAUGUGUUAGGUUAUCCUUGAAUUGAGGUCAGGAAUCAAAAUGCUUUUGUAAAAAUCAUUUCUGUUGCUAACGCUUACUCUAUUGUAAAUUGAAUGGUUAGGGAAGCCAAGGAUGAUGACCUUUUCUUACUGAUCAAGAAACUAUGAAAUUAUUAUUGCUGUCAAUCAUCCAGCAGUUUUCUCC
Molecule: messenger RNA, 2073 nt
Organism: Sorghum bicolor (sorghum)
Lineage: Eukaryota; Viridiplantae; Streptophyta; Magnoliopsida; Poales; Poaceae
Product: probable GMP synthase [glutamine-hydrolyzing]
Exons: 5
Coding region: 591-1829 (412 amino acids)
Biological process (GO): base-excision repair
Molecular function (GO): DNA-3-methyladenine glycosylase activity
Source: RefSeq, a predicted model, not a curated record